Molecule: messenger RNA, 4035 nt
Organism: Tachyglossus aculeatus (Australian echidna)
Lineage: Eukaryota; Metazoa; Chordata; Mammalia; Monotremata; Tachyglossidae
Gene: PIK3CD
Product: phosphatidylinositol-4,5-bisphosphate 3-kinase catalytic subunit delta
Exons: 23
Coding region: 175-3303 (1042 amino acids)
Biological process (GO): cell migration; phosphatidylinositol 3-kinase/protein kinase B signal transduction; phosphatidylinositol-mediated signaling
Cellular component (GO): phosphatidylinositol 3-kinase complex; cytoplasm; plasma membrane
Molecular function (GO): 1-phosphatidylinositol-3-kinase activity; 1-phosphatidylinositol-4-phosphate 3-kinase activity
Source: RefSeq, a predicted model, not a curated record
CCCUCCCUCCCUUCCUCUCCUCGGCCCGGGCCGGGCCCGCUCCGGACCGACCGCUCAGCUCAGCCCCUCAUCCCCUCCGCCUUCAUGCCGACGCCCGGAGGACCAGCCGGAGGGGAGCCCGGGCCAGCCUCGUCCGGGCCGGGCAGGGCAAGGGGGAGCUGAGCAGUGAAUAGGAUGGCCCCCGGGGUCGAUUGCCCCAUGGAACUCUGGUCCAAGGAGGAAAACCAGGUGCUGGUGGAUUUCCUGCUACCCACUGGAGUCUACCUGAACUUUCCCGUCUCCCGCAAUGCCAACCUCAGCAGCAUCAAGGAGAUCCUGUGGCGCCAAGCGAAGCGUGAGCCGCUGUUCCACAUGCUCAGCGACCCCGAAGCCUACGUCUUCACCUGCAUCAACCAGACGGCAGAGCAGCAGGAGCUGGAGGACGAGCAGCGGCGGCUCUGCGACAUCCAGCCCUUCCUGCCCUUCCUGCGCCUGGUGGCCCGGGAGGGCGACCGUGCCAAGAAGCUCAUUAACUCCCAGAUCAGCCUUCUCAUUGGCAAAGGCCUCCACGAGUUUGACUCCCUCCGCGACCCGGAAGUGAACGAUUUCCGCUCCAAGAUGCGUCUGUUCUGCGAGGAGACGGCAGCCCAGCGGCAACAGCUGGACUGGGAGGCCUGGAUGCGGUACAACUUUCCCCUACAGCUGGAGCCCUUGGCCGUGGCCCGGAGUCCCGAAUCCCUGCCCCUCACCAAGACCCUCUUGGUCGUCGUCAAGUUCGAGGGCAAUGAGGAGAGCUUCACCAUCCAGGUGUCCCCCAAGGACAUCCCUCUGGUGCUGAUGGCCAGUGCGCUCAAGAAGAAGGCCACGGUGUUCCGGCAUCCAGCCGUGGAGCGACCCGAGGACUACACCCUACAGGUGAACGGGAAGUAUGAGUACCUGUAUGGGAACUACCCCCUCUACCAGUUCCAGUAUGUCUGCAGCUGCCUGCACGAGGGGUAUACCCCCCACCUGACCAUGGUUCACUGCUCCUCCAUCGUCGCCAUGCGGGACGAGCAGAGCCAUGGCUCUGCCCAGGUCCCCAAGCUCCGCCCCAAGCCGCCCCCCAUCCCCUUGAAGAAGCCGGCCUCAGUGGCCCUCUGGUCCCUGGAGCAGCCAUUCUGGGUGGAGCUGGUCCAGGGCAGCAAGGUGAACGCGGACGAGAGGAUGAAGUUGGUGGUCCAGGCCGGCCUCUUCCAUGGGAACGAAAUGCUUUGCAAGAUGGUGUCGAGCUCGGAGGUGAAUGUGUGCUCGGAGCCCGUGUGGAAGCAGCGGCUGGAGUUCGACAUCAACGUCUGCGACCUGCCACGCAUGGCGCGGCUCUGCUUCGCCCUCUACGCCGUCAUCGAGAAGGCCAAGAAGGCCCGCUCGACCAAGAAGAAGUCCAAGAAGGCCGAUUGCCCCAUCGCUUGGGCCAACAUCAUGCUGUUCGACUACAAGGACCAGCUGAAGUCGGGGGAGUGCUGCCUGUACAUGUGGUCCUCGGUGCCGGAUGAGAAGGGGGAGUUACUGAACCCCACGGGCACCGUGAGAAGUAACCCCAACACCGAGAGUGCGGCCGCUCUCGUCAUCUGCAUCCCCGAGGUGGCUCCGCAUCCCGUCUACUACCCAGCCCUGGAGAGGAUCCUGGAGCUGGGGAAGAACGGGGAGCACGCUCGGUCCACAGAGGAGGAGCAGCAGCAGCUGAAGGAGAUCCUGGACCGGAAGCUGUCGGGGGAGCUGUACGAGCACGAAAAGGACCUUGUGUGGAAGAUGCGGCAUGAGAUCCAGGAGCAGUUCCCCGAGGCGCUGGCCCGCCUGCUGCUGGUCACCAAAUGGAACAAGCAUGAGGAUGUGGCCCAGAUGCUCUUCCUGCUCCGCUCUUGGCCCGAGCUGCCAGUCCUGAGUGCCCUGGAGCUGCUGGAUUUCAGCUUCCCAGACCGCCACGUGGGCUCUUUCGCCAUCAAGUCCCUGCGGAAACUGACGGACGACGAGCUGUUCCAGUACCUGCUGCAGCUGGUGCAGGUGCUCAAAUACGAGUCGUACCUGGACUGCGAGCUGACCAAGUUCCUCCUGGACCGGGCCUUGACCAACCGCAAGAUCGGCCACUUCCUCUUCUGGCAUCUCCGGUCGGAGAUGCACGUCCCGUCGGUGGCCCUGCGGUUCGGGCUCAUCAUGGAGGCAUACUGCCGCGGCAGCAACCACCACAUGAAGGUGUUGAUGAAGCAGGGUGAAGCGCUCAACAAAAUGAAAUCGCUGAACGACUAUGUCAAAGUGAACUCCCAGAAGACCCCCAAGCCCCAGGCCAAGGAGCUGAUGCACACAUGCAUGCGACAGGAGACGGUCCUGGAGGCGCUCUCCAACCUGCAGUCCCCACUCAACCCCAGUACCUUACUGGCUGACGUCUGUGUGGAGCAGUGUACCUUCAUGGACUCCAAGAUGAAGCCGCUGUGGAUCGUGUACAGCAAUGAGGAGGUGACAGGGAGCAGCAGCGUGGGCAUCAUCUUUAAGAACGGUGAUGACCUCCGGCAGGACAUGCUGACCCUGCAGAUGAUCCAGCUGAUGGACGUGCUGUGGAAGCAGGAGGGGCUGGAUCUGAGGAUGACGCCCUAUGGCUGCCUGUCCACGGGUGACCGGACGGGGCUCAUCGAGGUGGUGCUGCGCUCGGAUACCAUCGCCAACAUCCAGCUCAACAAGAGCAACAUGGCCGCCACAGCCGCCUUCAACAAAGACGCACUGCUCAACUGGCUCAAGUCCAAGAACCCAGGGGAUGCUCUGGAGCGUGCCAUCGAGGAGUUCACGCUCUCCUGCGCCGGCUAUUGCGUGGCCACCUACGUGCUGGGCAUCGGGGACCGGCACAGCGACAACAUCAUGAUCCGGGAGACCGGGCAGCUGUUCCACAUUGAUUUUGGCCACUUCCUGGGGAAUUUCAAGACCAAGUUUGGAAUCAACCGGGAGCGUGUCCCCUUCAUCCUCACCUACGACUUUGUGCACGUGAUCCAGCAGGGGAGGACCAACAACAGCGAGAAGUUCGAAAGGUUCCGCGAUUACUGCGAACGGGCCUAUACCAUCCUGCGCCGCCACGGCCUGCUCUUCCUCCACCUCUUUGCACUGAUGCGGGCGGCCGGCCUGCCCGAGCUCAGCUGCUCCAAGGACAUACAGUAUCUCAAGGACUCCUUGGCUUUGGGAAAGACGGACGAUGAGGCACUGAAGCACUUCCGAGUGAAGUUCAACGAAGCGUUGCGGGAGAGCUGGAAAACCAAAGUGAACUGGUUGGCCCACAACGUCUCCAAAGACAACAGGCAGUAGCAGACCCUCCCUGUCCCCGACCCCAGCACGGCCACCGUUCCCGGUAAACAGCCCCGACCUCCUUCCUCCCGGAGACGGCCGAGGCCCUGCCCUCCCCCCCCGCCCGCCGGGGCGUGGGACCCCCCGGCCGUGGGAGCGGAGCUGGGGGCACGCGGCGAGGAACUUACCCAGUUGCUGUUUGUUUACACUGAAAAGAAAUCCCUGCAGUUAUUUAUUUAUGACCUAGACCCCUAAGGGCCGAAGACCAGCCACCCUUGGCGACGUCUCCAUGGGACCAAACGCAGGUGGAGGCUGGAAGCGGCAUCGCUGGGCAGGAGAGGGAAGUCGCUUCCUGGCCCCGUGCGGGGAAAGGGCCGGGGAGCAUGGUGGUGGUGGUGUGAGAACCACUGAAGGCUGCUGCUGUGAGCAAGGACCGUGGGGUGUUUGCCCCCGCACCACUCGAGUCUUCCCGGAGGCUGAUCCUGGGAACGUCGGCGACGGCUCCAUCCUGGGCUCCGGUGGCGCUGCCAGCAGCCUCACCGCCCUCAGGGUCUCCUCCCUCUCCCCGCCUCCCACUUCCUCCACACCUGGCCGGCGUCGCUGCCAGGGCUCUUCGGUGGCAGGGUGGAAAGGGGCAGGUACCCUCUCCACCCCCUGCUGCACACGUGCACUAUCUGGUAGCUGCUAGUACCUAGGCCAAGCCCGGAGGCUCUCACUGUGCAUUCAGGGCUGCUCGUUGGGGCUCUCCCCCAC